Messenger RNA from Linum tenue, 3507 nucleotides. NCBI's taxonomy places the organism in Eukaryota, Viridiplantae, Streptophyta, Magnoliopsida, Malpighiales, Linaceae. The record is from the annotation of a GenBank genome assembly.
AUGCCGCAUAAAUCACCAACCGCACAAAUUGAGAAACCCCACCGUCGCAGCAGUCGCCCACCAUCGCUAGUCGCCCACCAUGGAUCCGGCGAAGAAGCUCGAAACAUGCGAGAUCCGAGGGAUUUCGUGGAGGGGCAGGAGCGGAUGAGUGAUGCUCGAUUAGCCUCGGGAAUCGCAAGAAGGGCUGCUCGAGCAUCAGAAACAAAGGAGGCUCGUCAGGCUUCUACGAGGCGGCCGCGAUUUCCCCAGCGUGACGGCGUGAAUCGCUUUGGUGCUUGGGAGUUGGGAUACGACCCUCAUGAGGAGGCCGCAGCGGACAGGAGUGAAGGCGGCGGUGGAUUGGUGUGGGGGGUGGGGUUGAGGGCGAGGGAGGCAGCGGAAGAAGAUGAACAGAGUUGGGUUUUGGAUUUGAGAGAGAUGAAGAUCGAGGAGCUGGACGAUCAGGAGUCCGGUCUUGGUUGUAAGGAAGAAGACGAUGGCGUUUACGAGAAGCAGAUGAUGCAGCUUCAGAUUGUUAGGGUUGACGCCAAGCGAGCCCUGGUUGGAGUUGGUGCUCGGAUUCUUUUCUACCCCACGCUUUUCUAUAAUGUGUUUCGGAACAAAAUCCAGGCUGAGUUCCGGUGGUGGGAUGAAGUUGACCAGUAUCUACUACUGGGUGCCGUCCCAUUUCCUAAGGAUGUUCCCCGACUGAAGAAGCUUGGUGUAGGUGGAGUCAUCACCCUCAAUGAACCAUACGAGACUCUGGUUCCAUCAGCCUUGUAUCGUGUGGGUUAUUUUCUACCAUACAAAUGCUCCAUUUAUGCUUGCGCUUCGAUGUAGGUUUGUUUGCAAUCAUCCUGGCUGUACUAAUGUGAACUUCCUACAAUCAUCUUGGUUUACAAUUUACUUGGGGUUUCAAGCAAUGUGAAUUUUAUGAACUAACUGCAGGAUUUCCUAUUCUGGGGGAAAGGCUGAUGCUCAGCUAGCGAUGUAAUUAUGCCAUGCAUCUAGAGCAAAGUAGUGAACGAGCUUCUGUGUGGCUUCUUGUUUGGAAGUCCUUUCAGUUUAGUUAGUAACUCGCUACGAAACCAAUUGUGUUUUCUCAUGCUUGCUUUGUGUUGUGUGUUUUUGCAGGUCCAUGGAAUUGAACAUCUAGUAAUUCCAACAAGGGAUUAUCUCUUUGCCCCUUCUUUUGCAGAUAUUAGUCUGGCAGUGGAUUUCAUUCACAGGAAUGCAUUGUGUUGCAGAACUACCUACGUUCAUUGCAAAGCUGGGCGUGGGAGGAGUACUACCAUUGUGCUCUGUUAUUUGGUAAAGUAUAAGCACAUGACGCCUGGCGCCGCCCUUGAUUACGUGAGAUCUAGAAGACCUAGAGUGUUGCUAGCUCCAACGCAGUGGGAGGCUGUUCAAGAAUACAGUAGACGCCACUCACGCCAGUUAUCUUCUACCACGUGGUCUCCAUCAGGGGACGAAGUUCUCAUUACGAAAGCAGAUCUCGAGGGAUACCAUAGUUCCUCCGAGGAUGGUGCUGCUAGUACCGGUAAGGAAUUGGCAAUUGUACCAAGAAUGAAGUCGAGGCCCAUGAUAGCCCGGUUGUCCUGCCUCUUUGCGUCCUUGAAAGUAUCGGGCGUCUCUGGGCCUGUUGCUGGGCGGAUUCCUGAGGCGCGUGCUUGCUAAAGACGCCCGGGAUACGUCAACUGCCCAUAGGUGGGGUUGUUGUAUUGUACAGAAAUAAAGCCUAUCGUGUUUAUGACCAAAGAGUUAUGAGAGAAAAAAUGGAGGUAAUUGUGUAUACUGCGAUGACAAUUGCCAUUAAAAAAAGAGGCAGCAGCUUUGCUUUGGGCUAUCGUUUCAGCAUGUUACUUGCUUGCAGAUGUGUUUGCCUCUACAGGUUUUUGGUGAAUGAUAGUGAUGUAGCUUCAUUUUUUCUAGCAGUUUGGAGGUCCUGCCAGAAAUGGUGGGGAAGUUGUAGCUUUAGUUAGUCCGAGUCUUAUUGCCAUUGUAUCGCUUUAGUUCAAUUGGGUCACUUUGUAGGAUUUCAUCAGUCUCUUGCACUUGCUGAGUUGCAGUUCUGGAAUAUGGUAGGACUGUUCUUAUAAAAGGUAAGAGGGAAGAUUCCUCUUGGGUGGUGGUGGAAUAUGCUGAGGAUUAUGCUUAACUUUUGGUUUUUGCAGGGUGACACACCAAAGCUUUGGAGUUAUUUGCGGGUAAAUUGCAAGGUGGGUCACUGAGAUUACAAAAAAUGUUCAUGUUUGGUCACUAAAAAUAUUUAAUUCUAUUCGUGGUCACUAGAAUUAACCAAACAGUUUGAGUUUGGUCACUUUUCAAUACCUACCAUCAGCCUCCGUUAACACCAUUAGUUUUUUUGCUCACGUGGGUAACAGAAUUGUCUAAUCAACUAAUUUUAACCAAAGAAAAUAAUAUAUGACCCACCACAUCGUUUAAACCAGCCACAUAAAAUACCCAACCAGACCCGACCUAACCCGACCCAGCCUCUUCUUCCUCUAGUUGACCCAUUUGAAGAAGAAAAAGAAAAUCUCUACCUCUCGAAUCAAAUCGCAAGAAAACUUUCCGAACUCUCAAAUCUCUCCACUUCACCUCCACCCUCAACUUCUCAUCCCUCAAUCCCAAGCUCUCCUCCUCGCUCUUCAUGUCCUCAAACGUACAAUUCUCCGAUUCCUCAUUCGAUCUCCGCACCCAAGGCCGCAAGAACCGCCGCUUCAUCGUCCUCAACGCCAAGCCCAUCGUCCUGGUGGCGGAGAAGCUCAGAUAGUUAAAAAAAUCACCUUCCUUCCCCAAAAACCUAGAUCGAAAACCCUCUGUUCUGCUCGGUCUUGCCUGUCGCGCCGCGCCUCCCUCAGCUGCUUAACAUUCUUCCCAAAAUCUCCAGAUUCAGUUCGCCAUCGUCUCUAUCAAAACCUAGAUCUAGAAAUCCCAACUUCUACCUCCUACUCGAAGUCCAACACACACUCGAGGAUCGUUUUCAUGUCCACAAGCAGUAGCCGGUGGUCGACCAGCCCUCCUCGUUCUUGUGCCAGAUCAGGGCAACCAUGAAAGGCGACGGUGAGCUAAUCCAGAGACGAAAAAGCAGACAAAGAAUGAGCUAGAGGAGGGCGAUCACAUAAGUGGAGAGCCCCAAAGACGUCGACUUACCCAGAGGAGCUGCCACUGCGCGACCCAUAUCCAUUUUACCUGUUUUCCAUCGAGUAUCCACAGAUCUUCUUCGGAAGCCGUCGCACCGCCAUCUUCUCCGUCAGAGCAGAGAUAAAAUCCCCAAAAUCUGUUGGAGGAUAACAAGAGACUGGUUUUGUUAUUGAUUGGUGGGUUUAUUGACGUGGGUUUGAUAGAUUUGGGUGGUUGAAUUGAUGGGUUUGAUUUAGAAGGUUUGGUCUUAUGACUUGGUGGAUUCGUGGCAGAUGACAUGGCUGGUUGAGUUUUAUUUUUUCAGAUUAAAUUUUGGUGACUCAACACUUUUGUAAGCCACAUCAGCAAAAAAUUGAUAGUGUUGACGGAGGUUGACGGAAGAUA